Closterium sp. NIES-65 is the source of this 668-nucleotide messenger RNA. The record is from the annotation of a GenBank genome assembly. Lineage: Eukaryota; Viridiplantae; Streptophyta; Zygnematophyceae; Desmidiales; Closteriaceae.
GGGUGUUCUCCCUCCACCCUCUUGCCUCUGUUGCCUCUGCUGCUGCGGCCGACCUUGUUGGUUUUGAGUCGGUCGGUGCUGCGUCUGCCCUGAGCGGGAGAUGGCGCACCGGCAAGGGCAAGGGGGCAAGGGCGCUGGAGGGGCUGGAGGAGGCAGUGGAGGUGGUAGUGGAGGUAGUGGAGAGAGUGGGGGUAGUGCGCAGUGGGGGUUUUGGUCCCUGCGCUUACGUCCUCCGUACUGGCGACCGCGCUGUGUUGAGGGUGCCUGUUACCUGUGUGUACCGCCUGAACCCGGGCAUUGAGGCCGCUGCUCUAGGUGCUGGUGAGGCUGCUGCUCUAGGUGCUAGUGCGUCUGCUGCCCCAGGUGCCAGUGCAUCUGCUGCCCCAGGUGCUGGUGUGUCUGCUCUCUCAAGUAAUGCGUCGGCUCAGGCCUCCACACCUUCACCCUGGACUCGGGUGCGUCCCCGCUCCUUCUUUCGAGACCGCACCACUCUUACGCCGCUCAGUCGGCCGGUUGCAGUCUCCCUGGCAGACCCCUCUGGGGGUCCGUCCUUGCUAGCUUCUCCAUUGUCCUACCGUGCCCGGCAGCCCCCUCUGGCACCCUAUCUGGUCUCUACCUCCCCUCGUUUCUCUACGAAACUUGGUGAGCGGAGCGGACCUACAGGAUAG